UCCGUCACCAUGUACUCGACUUUAGUGGAGGCAUUUCGGGAAGCUCCGAAAGAUCCCGUGUAUAUACCCCUAUUUAGUUCUCCCUUAGCAGCAAUAAUCAUUGUCCUGAUCUAUUUGCUGUUGAUUUUUAAAAUUGGUCCUGAUUUUAUGGAGUGCCGCAAGCCCUUGAAUGUGACAAGUGCCAUGCUGAAAUACAACAUCUUUCAGAUCGUAAUAAAUGGGAUAAUGUUUGGAUUGGGCUGCUACUAUUUAUUCGUGAAAAGAGUCUAUGACGUGCGAUGCUUGGAGGCGAUGCCUUUGGAUCAUCCAGGAAAGAAUGAGGAUCGCCUGGUGGUCUACAUCUACUUCUUAAACAAGGUGCUUGACCUUUGUGACACCCUAUUCUUUGUUCUGCGAAAGAGCUACAAGCAGAUCACAGUGCUUCAUGUUUAUCAUCACGCCUUGAUGGUUUUGGGUGUGCCAAUAACAUACUAUUUUUAUGGAAGCAGCGGGCCGUAUCUUCUGAUGGGCUACAUCAACUCCUUGGUGCAUGUGGUCAUGUAUGGAUACUACUACGCAGCUGCCCUGUAUCCGGGUGUCAGGGACAAGCUCUGGCUUAAGAAAUCCAUUACCACGAUGCAGAUCGUUCAGUUCAUUAUCCUUUUUAGCCACGCAGCGGUGACCUGGUUGCUGAAUAAAAAAUGCUCAGUGCCCGGGUUCAUGCACUUUGUUGAGCUUAUUGUCGCCAUUUCCAUGAUAGUGAUGUUUGGGAACUUUUACUAUCAAACCUAUUGCAGAGCCAAGAGCAAAUCGAAUUGA
Drosophila kikkawai is the source of this 798-nucleotide messenger RNA. Its product is annotated as very long chain fatty acid elongase F. Gene Ontology annotation, cellular component: endoplasmic reticulum membrane. Gene Ontology annotation, molecular function: fatty acid elongase activity. Gene Ontology annotation, biological process: sphingolipid biosynthetic process; fatty acid elongation, monounsaturated fatty acid; fatty acid elongation, saturated fatty acid. NCBI's taxonomy places the organism in Eukaryota, Metazoa, Arthropoda, Insecta, Diptera, Drosophilidae. The record is from RefSeq and is a predicted model, not a curated record.